GGGAUAAAUGCCCGCACAAGUCAGCCAUUCCAUUCGAUAUUUUUAACUGGUUGUGAACAGGUUGUGCGACCUAACUGUGCUGCUAUUCUUCUGCGUUAACUACUGUGAGUGAAAUUAUUGAUUUUGUCUGCUGCAGCUGAACUUCUAGGAGACUUCUGAAAAAGUUAAAAACGAUUACUGUUAGUUUUCAAUCGUGAGUCAGAAUGUAUUCCAAUACUUUGGGAAGCUUAGAAGAAGAUGCAAAACUAAGCGCAAUGCAGCGUGCUUGGCAAUCGAGGAAAGGGUUGAGCUCAUCGAUUUUCAAUGAAAUACCUGAAACUGAAAACAUACUUGAUUUGGUACAGAAAAAACAAUGUACAACGACCUUGACUACACCUGCUCUUUAUCGUAAGGAAAAUGAAAAUCAGGAACAAUUUUUCCAAACUGAGGAAGUCACAAGGGUAGAGCCAGUAGCUGAGAAAAGACGAGAAACUUCUUUGACAUUAGAUGCUUCAAAAUUGGGUGACUUCCCGGCACGCUAUGUCAUAUGUUCCCUGAAGGAAUACCAGUUUCCUAUUGUUGGAGUCUACUGCGACCCAAGAGUCAUUUCAGGCUUCAAAUACCGUGUUAGGCCUUUACCAAAAAUCGGUGAAGACUCUACCAAACACAAAUGCCUAUUCAACAACAGGGCUCUAACCCUCAGAAGUAUCGGUCGUGGAUACGCAAGAAGGUUCACCUUCGAAGCUGACAAGAAUAAAUUGAACGAUAAUGACAACUACUUCUGGAGCGACAACAGACCUGAAGGUUUCGCCUUCGAAAUAGAGGCCGUGACUGAAGGGGACAAGUUCACCAUCUUCGAUUUGAACAAUGAAGCCCAAGGAACAUUGGAGAUCCUGAACACUGAGGGUAAUCAAAUCGAGAUAAGCAACAAUGUUACAGGUAAAGGUAUCGAGAAAAGGAUUCAAGUCAAGUUUAUUGGCAAAGUGGAGUUCUAUGAAACCGGGGUAGCCAAACCAAUACCGCUAUCUGGUACUGCCAUGUACGUCAAAGCCAAAGGAAAGAGUAUGGCCGAAAUUGCCAAGAUAACCAACGUCUUGAUUAAAAACCGCAAGUAUAUUCUGAGACCUGGAGUGGACACCACAAAGAGAAGGGUCACAGUUAGAGGCUCUGACAUCAAAGAUAUUCCAACAAAAUACACAAUGACUGGGCUGAAGAGUUACGAGAUUCCUGUAGUUGGUACUUAUGUAGAUCCAAGAAUUAUUCCUGGGUUCUAUUACCGAGUUAGACCAAAUGACAGAAAAAGUCAUUUGUUCAACGGAAAGACUCUCAAACUGAUGAGCAUUGGAAUGGGCUACGCAAAAAGGCUCACUUUUGAAUCUGAAUCAAAGAUUGAGAAUGACAACUAUUUAUGGUCUGACAAUCACCCAGACGGAUUAGGUUUGGAACCCCGAGCAGUUCAUGAAGGAAUGAAAUUCAAAGUAACUGCAGGAGGUCAUGUUCUUGGCGAAGCUACCGUCUUCAGAACAGACAACCCGCAAAUAGAAGAGAAAAUGGAAAAGAUACCAACAAAGGACGGCAAAUUUGCAAUUCAGAAAUAUAUCCACGUCGAUGUAAUCUGUCAUGUAAGAUUGACUACACCCGGCCGAUGUUCAACAGACAGCGAACAAUACCUUAUGAGAGUUUGUGGACUUGCCGUCGUACGCAAAGAACCUAAUAGUAUCAAUUCCAGGGUACUGAGGGUUGAAAAAAUUGGUGUAGAUUCUGAACUUGAGAUUUUAUUCCGGCAGUCGAAUUACGAGCUGAUAUUCUUACCAUGAAUUCAUGUGGGUUUCUUGCAGCCAGUGUUUUUGUUAUUUAUUGGAGCUAGACUAGGAAUUUGUACUGAUGACAAGAUUAAGACUUCCAUAUUGUUAAUUGUAAGUGUUGCUAUUUUAAUAAAUGAAACCCCUGAUUUGUUUAGUA
Messenger RNA from Coccinella septempunctata (seven-spotted ladybird), 1941 nucleotides. RefSeq lists its product as uncharacterized. The record is from RefSeq and is a predicted model, not a curated record. The transcript has 7 exons. Lineage: Eukaryota; Metazoa; Arthropoda; Insecta; Coleoptera; Coccinellidae. The coding region runs from base 204 to 1796 and encodes 530 amino acids.